Molecule: messenger RNA, 979 nt
Organism: Vespa velutina
Lineage: Eukaryota; Metazoa; Arthropoda; Insecta; Hymenoptera; Vespidae
Product: proteasome subunit alpha type-6-like
Exons: 5
Coding region: 85-825 (246 amino acids)
Biological process (GO): ubiquitin-dependent protein catabolic process
Cellular component (GO): cytosol; proteasome core complex, alpha-subunit complex; nucleus
Source: RefSeq, a predicted model, not a curated record
CGAUGUAAAUUGAUCAGAACGAACGAUUGGUAGCAUGAGUUGACGUUUCAUUGAAUAUAUCCAUGAAAUUUUGUCAUUAGCAACAUGGCGCGAGGCAGCAGUGCAGGCUUUGAUAGACACAUUACGAUUUUUUCGCCAGAAGGUCGGCUUUAUCAAGUAGAAUAUGCAUUUAAAGCCAUUAAUCAAGGAGGUCUAACAUCGGUUGCUGUAAAAGGUGUAGAUACUGCAGUUUUUGCAACACAAAAGAAAGUACCUGAUAAGUUGUUAGAUGCUUCUAGUGUUACCCAUGUAUUCCAGCUUACAGAACAUAUUGGUUGUGUUAUGACAGGCAUGAUAGCGGAUAGUAAAUCUCAAGUACAACGAGCAAGAUAUGAAGCUGCUCAUUUUAAAUAUAAACAUGGUUAUGAAAUACCCGUAGAUGCAUUAUGCCGGCGUGUUGCAGACAUCAGUCAAGUAUAUACACAAAAUGCAGAAAUGCGACCAUUGGGAUGUUCUAUGAUGCUUAUUGCAUAUGAUAGAGAAAAAGGUCCUUGUAUUUAUAAAGCCGAUCCAGCUGGUUAUUUCUGUGGAUAUAAAGCUAUAUCAGUUGGCGCUAAACAAACAGAAGCUAAUUCUUAUCUAGAGAAAAAGUUAAAGAAAAAACAGAAUUACGAUUUUGAUGAAACUAUUCAAUUAGCUAUUACUUGUUUAUCUACGGUUUUAUCUGUUGAUUUUAAACCAACAGAGAUUGAGGUUGGCGUGGUAUCGAAAGACAAUCCUAAGUUCCGUGUACUGACAGAACAAGAAAUUGAUAAGCAUUUAACAGCAAUCGCUGAGAAAGAUUGAUGAUUUUACAUAAGGUUCUUAAUAAAUACAUUAAAAAGGCUUCAUUGAUUUUAUUCAAUACUUAUAAAAUUCUGAAUAAAUGUAUGUCAAAAAAUGAUACAUAAGGUUUAUCAGUAACUUAAUAAACAUCAUAUCCGAGUGAUUUAUAUUAAAA